Molecule: messenger RNA, 1464 nt
Organism: Punica granatum (pomegranate)
Lineage: Eukaryota; Viridiplantae; Streptophyta; Magnoliopsida; Myrtales; Lythraceae
Source: RefSeq, a predicted model, not a curated record
AUCAUGUUCAAAUCGGGAUUUAGAUUACGUCAAUAGGAUAAGAAUACGUCGUCGGACAUACUCCUCGCCCUCGGCACACAUAAGUGAAUAUAGACGGGCCGAAAACGAAGCCUAAGCCCAAGGACCAGCGGUUGCCUCUCAAUUCUGCCCGCCGGGCGACCCGAAACCUGUUCGACGAACCUCCUCUCAGGGAAGCGACGCCUCCUCCUCAGUUUCUCAUGCACAUCAUCUGAGACUGCGUGAGUUGACGUUUCAGUUCUUUCACAGUACACUGCAGAUGGCGAUGUGGAGGCGCGUGGCUUCACUUUCCCCCUUGAUCCGUUCUUCUUCUUCCUGCAAGCUCGCCUUCCUUAACCAGGUCCUCACCUCACCUGCCUCUCUUCUUCCUCAGGUUGCAUACCGGUUGAACAUAUCUGAGUUAUUCACGACAGAGGUGAAUGAAUCUCCAUUGACAAAGAAAGACCUCUUCAUAAGUUUUGUCUUAGGUGGUCCAGGUAGUGGGAAGGGUACUCAAUGUGCAAAAAUUGUUGAAACCUUUGGACAUGUACAUCUAAGUGCAGGAGAACUGUUGAGGAGAGAGCUCAUUUCUAACAGUGAAUGCGCGGCUAUGAUUCUAAACACAAUCAAAGAAGGAAAAAUUGUCCCUUCUGAAGUGACGGUGAAGCUAAUCCAAAAAGAGAUGGAAUCAAUUGACAAUCAUAAGUUUCUUAUUGAUGGGUUCCCCAGGAAUGAGGAAAACCGCAAAGCAUUUGAGAAGAUUAUUAGAGCAGAUCCGGAUGUUGUACUUUUCUUUGAUUGCCCUGAGGAAGAGAUGGUGAAGCGAGUACUGAAUCGUAAUGAGGGCCGAGUUGAUGACAAUAAAGAAACAGUUAAGAAAAGGCUAGAGGUGUUUUAUGCAUCUCAUCUUCCCGUGAUUAACUAUUACUCACAGAAAGGAAAACUAUACAAGAUUGAAGCGGUGGGAACAGAAGACGAGAUUUUUGAGCGAGUGCGUCCUGUAUUUGCUGCAUUUGAGCAUGGCCCUAAAUGAUGGGUGCUGGCUGCAUUCAAGAAUUUAGGCCAACAAUAGGAAGGAAAAGAAGUGAGGUUCCUCUGCCAUUUUGUGCCAGCAAUAAGAGAUUUGUUGCUGAUCACCGGAUUUGUGCUUGUCAUGGAUCUGAAGAUUUCACUAGCCUCGUAAGUUUCGCAGCCCAGAGAGCCAACCGGAUGUAUCUUUAGCGGUCACCCCAUAUAUUCUACUAACCAGCGAUUCUGGAUAGAAGUUCCGAUGCUGUCUAAUCUGCAAUUUCUCAGUCCUGGGUACGCGGAUACCUCAAGAACCACUAUAUGUUGUUGUUUCUUCGUGUAAUUACUUUUGAGAUCGCACUUUUAACCGGUUUGCUACCUCCGUAAUGUAACUGGUCUUGUCUAUAUCGACAUAUGGUUUUGGAGUGACGAGGAGGAAUCAAACGGACAGUCUGGACA